AUGUCUCUGAGCAACCAUCCAAAAGCCUAUGGCUCAGCCGCCUUGGCGCUCGCCUUCGCGGCUGGCAUCCUCGUCACACUGGGCUUCAAAGACUUCUAUCCCGACCUCGAGCGCCGCUACCAGCGCCGCCGCACCCGCCGGGCUCCCACCAGCGGUUCAUCAUCCACGGAUCCCUCCCGGCGCAGCAGUGUUUUCUGGGGACCGCCCGUGCAGCUCGAAGACCAUGAGACGGCCUCCGAAGCCGAGGAGGCGGCGGCCGCCUUCGCGAGAGGCGCCUCGUGGAAUCCACCUUUAAUCGCAGACGGCGUCGCCGGCGCCAUCGGCAAUACCCCGCUCAUCAAGAUCCGCUCCCUUAGCGAGGCGACAGGUCGAGUCAUCCUCGCCAAGGCCGAGUUCCUUAAUGCCGCGGGCAACACGCCAAAGGACCGCGUCGCGUUGUCGAUGAUCGAAGCCGCCGAGGCUGCGGGCCAGCUCGUCCCCGGGCGUGGAGACACUAUCUACGAGGGCACCGUCGGCAGCACAGGCAUUUCGCUGGCGACGCUGGCGCGCGCAAGGGGCUAUCGCGCGCACAUCUGCAUGCCCAACGAUAUGGCCAUGGAGAAGGUUGAUCUGCUCCGCCACCUAGGUGCGACCGUCGAGCGCGUAGACCCCGCACCGAUCGCAUCGCCGGAGCACUUUGUUAACCUCGCGAGGCGGCGCGCUGUUGAACACGCCGCUAACGCCGGUGACGGCAGUGUCGGCUAUUUUGCGGAUCAGUUCGAGAACCCGGCUAACUUCGCGGCGCACCUACACACAACGGGCCCGGAGAUUGUGUACCAGACCGGGGGCAGGUUGGACGCCUUCGUGGCCGGCGCCGGAACGGGCGGUACUAUUGCCGGCGUGGCCAAGUACCUCAAGGAAGAGGCCAACGUGCCGGGUCUGCAGGUCAUUUUGGCGGACCCUCAGGGCAGCGGAUUGUAUAACAAGAUCCGGCACGGCGUUAUGUAUUCCAGCACGGAGAAGGAAGGAACUCGGCGGCGGCAGCAGGUUGAUACGAUCGUGGAGGGAAUCGGCAUCAACCGGGUGACGGAGAACUUUGAAGCCGGCAGGGAGCUGAUCGACGACGCGAUCAAGGUUACGGACGAGCAGGCGUGCCGCAUGGCGAGAUGGCUGGUGGAGAACGAUGGCAUCUUUGCGGGUAGCAGCACUGCCGUCAACUGUGUCGCGGCCGUCGUUGCGGCCACGAGACUGCCUAAGGGCAGCCAAGUCGUUACGAUUCUCUGCGACUCGGGCACGAGACACCUGAGCAAGUUCUGGAAACAUGUGGCGGCAAUGGGUUUGGAAGACGAAGAGCACUCGGCCGACCUUUUCUCCGUGUUGAAGAUUGGCCCGGCGAAGCAGUGA
Colletotrichum higginsianum IMI 349063 is the source of this 1383-nucleotide messenger RNA. Its product is annotated as Pyridoxal-phosphate dependent enzyme. The transcript has a single exon. The coding region runs from base 1 to 1383 and encodes 460 amino acids. Gene Ontology annotation, cellular component: cytoplasm. NCBI's taxonomy places the organism in Eukaryota, Fungi, Ascomycota, Sordariomycetes, Glomerellales, Glomerellaceae. The record is from RefSeq and is a predicted model, not a curated record. Gene Ontology annotation, molecular function: cysteine synthase activity.